GGAUCGGAUCGGUGCUUUUUACAGAAAGAAAGAAGAGGCUCUCAAUAUGAUAACUCUGACCUAUUCCGCGAGUCGCGGAGGCACCUUUGGGGAUAUCCACGGUACAAGCCAGGAAAUCAUCGUAAGGUGGUUCGCUCGGACAGGCAGACGGUCUGAAAUUUCCCUGGCUACGAGAUCCGGCGGUGAGGACCUCCGGCCAGACGCCCCGAGCAGGAUGAAACCUCACAGCAAGCCUUGGUACAUCGUCCGGCGGCUCGAAUGCUCGCUCGAGGACCUGAGGACCUGCAGACGGACUGGAUCGGCCUGUAAUACGAGCAUCGUAUCGAUUCGGAGGUACCGAUCGAAGAUACUUAACCGUAGCCGAUCACCAAAUCCAAAGCGAGCCAUGACGUACUCACAUGUACAGUGGUACAUCUUGUUCGCGUAGCCGUCGUCGACACAUUCCGGCCGUGCAUCGAGAGCGGCAAGGUCAGGCAUAC
This is a messenger RNA of Rhodofomes roseus, 479 nucleotides long. RefSeq lists its product as uncharacterized. The coding region runs from base 47 to 427 and encodes 126 amino acids. The record is from RefSeq and is a predicted model, not a curated record. Lineage: Eukaryota; Fungi; Basidiomycota; Agaricomycetes; Polyporales; Fomitopsidaceae. The transcript has 2 exons.